This is a messenger RNA of Saccostrea echinata, 1160 nucleotides long. RefSeq lists its product as uncharacterized. Lineage: Eukaryota; Metazoa; Mollusca; Bivalvia; Ostreida; Ostreidae. The record is from RefSeq and is a predicted model, not a curated record. The coding region runs from base 302 to 679 and encodes 125 amino acids. The transcript has 5 exons.
AGGAAUAAUAAAUUGUGUGCUAGCAACGGUAACUAAUGACACAGACUCCACCUGUUUGACCAAAGACAAAAUAAACAUCGCAAAUAGUUUUAUAAACCUGGUUCCCAAACAGUUUUCAUCCAGAAUCAACUUUUGCAUAAAGAAUAACUUCUCCGAGUUUGUUUCACCAGGUACUGUAGUCGAUGGAAAAAACACAGUUCAAGACACAACGACGAAUAUAAAUCAGAGUCUGCUUCUCUUGCUCGUGGGAUUUGGGUUUUUUCUCUUUUUUGUCACCAUCUUUGCAAUCAGCUUAUUGAAAAUGAGAACAAUGCUAUUGAGGAAAAGAAGAAAAGACUUGAUGCGCCUUCCUAGCAUUCCAAAGACAAGAAGUUCUCAUUACGAAGACACUUUUGUCGCAUCAGAUGGUCCGUACCUUGAUCCUGAUUAUGACGUGAUAGAAGAGAUGGACAAGGAUUAUGAACGCUUACCCGAACUAAGAAUAGAGAGCACAACACAGGCAUCUUCAGAACAGAGAAAUGUCAAUACUGAGGGACCAUAUAGUGUACCUAACAAUGCAGAUGAAUCUUACCUAGAUGCAGUGUUGGUUCAGGAAAAUAUCAUUGAUUACAUAAAUAUCCAUCCUCAUAUAGAAUUAGUGGAUGUUUCAGUGGAUCAUACGUCUACCGUAGAUGACUAGUUUUUCCAAGGCAGGAAUGAAGAAAAACUCUGGGAAAUCUGAAAACUAUAACAGCAUUGUGUGAUAAGAAAACAGUAGCAAGCGAUUCAAAAAAUCAUUUUAUGAAUAUAAUAGAAGAGAUAUUUUCCACUAAAUAUGCUUACCUACUGUCAACUUAAUAACCAUUUUAUUAAUCAAUCAAUAAGUAAUUCAAUAAAAUAUUGGAAUCAAACAUAUUUAGGUGAACUUACAGAUAACAAACUUUUGAAGAAUAUAUCUUUUCUUUGAACUAAAAACAUUCUCUAAGAGAGGGAACUGUCUCUCUCAUUCUUUAUGCUGAGAAAGAAAAUAUUGUUGAGUUGUAGACAAGAUAAGCGUUGACUGGAGUGGCUAUGAUAAUUAAAUUGCAUAUGUACAGGUACUAUAUACUUGUACCUGUUUUCAUGUUAUAAAUUUGUUUAUCAUUCUCUUUCUAUGUAUGUAUCACAAUUUUACUUGCACU